Molecule: messenger RNA, 2115 nt
Organism: Aspergillus wentii DTO 134E9
Lineage: Eukaryota; Fungi; Ascomycota; Eurotiomycetes; Eurotiales; Aspergillaceae
Product: DNA replication factor Cdt1 C-terminal domain-containing protein
Exons: 1
Coding region: 254-1741 (495 amino acids)
Source: RefSeq, a predicted model, not a curated record
CUCUUAAUUAUCGAGUAUAUACGAGUAUCAAUCGUCUUAUACGUACCUGACGCGACACGAACACGCGAUCGCGACGCGUCCCAACGCGCUCCACCUAAAAAACUAACGCCGUUUGGACCACCUCCUAUUCUCACAUUAAGAACCUGCCCUACCCUCUCUUACCCUAUCUUCAAAACACCAUCGAGCCUUCCAAUCCAUAUGUCCUUAUAAUAUACGAUACAUAUUUAUCAAUUACUCGGACAGAUAGGAAAGAAUGCCUCGCACAACGAGACGAACCCCCCUUCCCCGGGGCCAAGGGUCGAUUCAAACCUUUGCAAGAACCACCAAGCCCGGCAUCACGGUUUCCUCGAACGCGAAGGAUGGGAUCAAGGCUCCUACCAAGACGCCCCUGCUGCCCAUUUCGCCUUCCAAGAAGCGGAAGUUGAACGAGAUUGUCGAGCAGGUGCAGAGUACGGAAAAGGCUGUUGGUGGAGAGGUAGGAGAAAAUCAGGUUCAAAAGGAACAAGAGGAAGAGGAAGAAGAAGCUGCGACUCCGUCCAAGACUCUCCGGUUUAGUGAUUUAUCGGUCAAUUCGCCGCGGAGUGCUCGGUAUGCUGGACGGUCACCGUCAAAGAGGACACAGGUGAUUCAUGAAGACUCGGUACCAGUUCCGUCUACGCCUUCGAAACGAACGGCUGUUAGGAAGAACGCACCAAAUUCGAAAUCAACACCCACCGUUACUACCACCUCGAUACCCCGUCCGCAGAGUUUCCAGGAUCUGUUGAAUCUGCACCUCGCUUUUUCGAAGGCGUUGACAAUUCACUUCGCACACAAUGGUGCCACGACACCCGCUGACCUCCGCGAAUUCCUCCCUAGUAUCGAACGCCUCUGGAGGAAGCGCAAGGUUGUCGUCAAGGAUUUGCAGCGAUUGGUGUGGAUUUCAGAGCAGGGUACCCAAACCAGCGGACCUACUUUUCGACUUGCGAAUUAUGGGUUGGGAAAAAUCUGUCUGGAGAGGGUGAACCGGGAUCGGGUGGAUGAGAAUGAGAUGCAGGAGCGCUUCGAGCAGACUGUCGAGCUGCUUUGGGAAAAGGCCGAGGAGAGUGACGAUGGGAGGGAGUUUAUCGAGACGCUGGGCGUUUCGCUGAUUCAUGAGUCGUUGACGCCGUUUUCUUCGUUCCGGAAGGGUCAGCAGCGGUUGCAGGAUCUCAAGGGGGGUAUUAUUCGGAUGAAGACUGAGAAGUUGAAGGCCGAGAAGGAGGAUGAUGGGUCGACGAAGAAGCCCGAGGCUACGACUAAUCGUCGCAUGGGGCUGUUGGAUCGGAUUAAGAACAAGGAACUCCGACAGUCGAAGCUGCCGCCGCCCCCGUCCAAAGAUAUGCUACUCCGUCGUGCGGCUGCGGAGCGAGUCGAGGAAGUCGUUGGCAUCGUGGCCUGUCUGAGACCUGUUGGUUAUGUCGGAACUGGAAUCAAGGCCAUGUUGGCGGCACAGAGGAAGCCGUUUCGUCUCGAGACCAUGGUGCAGAAUAUCCAGGAUUCCAUGCGGAACCCUAUCUCGGCGCAAGAGGUGGAAAUGUGUUUGGAGUUACUGGCACGGCCGGAUGUCGCUGGCCAAUGGGUCAACCUCGUCGCCGUCAACGAAAUCAAGUCGGUGGUGUUAAAGUCCUCUGCAGAUGUCUCGCCCAAGGAGAUCGGGGCCAAGGUUGACCAGAUCAAGGCGAAAUGGGACGAGUCGGCUUUCAAGCUGGACACCUCUCCUUAAUGUAUUUGUCAUGGUUGGAGUACUUGUUGGAUACGAUACUGGAUGCUUGUUGGAAUACUUUGUUUGGAUGGUUUUGUUCGAUUGAUACCCCGUGGAGCCUGGUAUGCUUCCGGCCUUACUGCAUAUGUCAUAGCAUCAUCUAUAUUAGCGUUGCAUGCUACCUUAGCUAGAGAAUCAGAAUAAUAUGAUAAUACGAUCAGAUCCGAGUUCAUGUAGGCUGAGCAACUCGCAUAAGAUAAUGGUAUUCAGUUCACCAACUCUACAUUCACCUGUUCUUUUAUUAAAUAAAAAUAGCAAAGGUGUUUCUCUCUUUUAACAAAAAUAUCACCAAUAUAAACAAGUGAGGCUAAAAACCAGAAAGGGAAAAAAAAGAU